AUGCCGUCGACAUCUACGUCGUCGACGAUAUCGGCGCCGAACCAUUCGUCGACGUCCUCAUCGGCUCAGCCUACGUGCGCCACUGAGUGUCCUGUGCAACGCAUCUCUCCAAUGUACUCUUCUCUGAUUAAUCCGGUUGUCUCGCUGCAACCGAGCAGACGUGUGAAGACAUUGUACGCUUGCACACCGGAUCAUGAAUCGGAAUUGUCAUUUCAACCAGGACAAAUCAUUACAAACGUGUACGAAUCGAAAGAAGAAGGUUGGCUGGUCGGUACACUAAACGGGAAGACCGGUCUAAUUCCUUGCAACUACGUGGAGCCAUUACCAUAA
Messenger RNA from Haemonchus placei, 330 nucleotides. The record is from the annotation of a GenBank genome assembly. Lineage: Eukaryota; Metazoa; Nematoda; Chromadorea; Rhabditida; Trichostrongylidae.